Molecule: messenger RNA, 1126 nt
Organism: Odobenus rosmarus divergens (Pacific walrus)
Lineage: Eukaryota; Metazoa; Chordata; Mammalia; Carnivora; Odobenidae
Product: A-kinase anchor protein 7 isoform gamma-like
Exons: 8
Coding region: 1-1110 (369 amino acids)
Cellular component (GO): cytosol
Molecular function (GO): protein kinase A regulatory subunit binding
Source: RefSeq, a predicted model, not a curated record
AUGUGGCCAGGUGAAGCACCAAUCAGCCGAUGUCUGGUGAGGACUGAGGGCUUCCUGGAAAGGAGACUGAACUGGAGUGGCUCAGAGAGGCAAAGGCAGCCUGGAAGAUUCAUUAGCGAUGUCAGACACCAUUUAGAACCCCAGCUGUAUUUUGGAGUUAUUUCACCAGUGGCUGGAGUUCUUGCUAGAGCAGGAGGAAUAAAUUCCAGUGAGUGUGAAAAUGUAUCAAGAGAAGAAGAAACGUCAGAAGAAUUUGAAGCUAAUGCUAUGGAUUCUCUGAUAGACAUGCCAUUUGCCACUAUAGAUAUUAAAGAUGAUUGUGGAAUCACUGAUGUACCUCACACAAAUUGGGAGAGAAGUAAAGAAAAUGAACGGAUCAGUAAAGAUCAAAUAAAGAAGAGGAAAAAAAAGCAAAAAGAUUAUCAACCCAACUAUUUCCUAUCCAUUCCGAUCACCAACAAAGAGAUUACAAGAGGAAUUAAGAUCCUGCAAAAUGCAAUAAUACAACAAGAUAAGCAACUAGCCAAAGCAAUGACCAGUGAUGGCUCCUUUCAUAUUACCCUGCUAGUGAUGCAGCUAUUAAGUGAAGAUGAAGUAAACAUUGGUAUAGGUGCUCUUUUGGAAUUAAAACCAUUCAUAGAAGAAAUCCUCCAAGGAAAACAGUUGAUUUUGCCCUUUCAGGGGAUUGACACUUUCGGAAAUCAGGUUGGAUUUGUGAAGCUGGCAGAAGGAGAUCAUGUAAACUCACUUUUGGAGAUAGCAGAGGCUGCAAAAAGGACAUUUCAAGAAAAGGGCAUCUUGGCAGGAGAAAACAGGAGUUUUAAGCCUCACUUGACUUUUAUGAAAUUGUCCAAAGCACCAUGGCUCCGGAAGAAGGGAGUGAAAAAAAUAGACCCUGAAUUCUAUGAAAAAUUUAUCAGUCACAGAUUUGGAGAAGAAAUGGUACAUCGCAUAGAUCUUUGCUCCAUGCUAAAGAAAAAACAAAGUAAUGGUUAUUAUCACUGUGAGUCUUCAAUUGUGAUUGAAAGCAUCUUCUCCAGCGAAGGCCUCUAUGAACACAGCAUUCCACACCAGGCAUUUUCAUGUUUGCUGCUUUUAAUUAGGAAUUAGGAAUAGAAUAUUCCAG